AUGAGGGUGAUGGAGCUCUGCAAGGGCCAGGACUUGGUAGACUUUGUUCUUCGUUUUCCUGCUGGCGGCAUUUCAACUUCUUAUUGUCGCCGGCUGCUGCAGCAGCUGCUUCUUGCUGUUAACUUUCUACAUUCCUUUGAUGUCAGGAUCCUCCAUCGCGACAUAAAAUUAGAUAAUAUUGUAUUUAAAGAGGAAAAUAAAUCAGCAGCAGCAGCAGCAGCAGCAGCAGCAGCAGCAGCAGGAACAGCAACAGCAGCAACAGCAGCAGCAGCAGCAGCAACCACUGAUGAACCGGGGGACGUAGUGCUGCUGGACUUCGAUAUGUGUUUGCUGCUGCAGCAGCAGCAGCAGCAGCAGCAGCAACAGCAGCAGCAGCAGCAGCAGCAGCAGCAGCAGCAGGAAUCCCCUGAAGUUGCUGUCGUCGGCACCAGAGAAUAUAUGGCAAGCAAAUAUUAG
This is a messenger RNA of Eimeria mitis, 456 nucleotides long. RefSeq names its product protein kinase, putative. The record is from RefSeq and is a predicted model, not a curated record. The transcript is spliced from 4 exons. Gene Ontology annotation, biological process: peptidyl-serine phosphorylation; protein autophosphorylation; intracellular signal transduction. Gene Ontology annotation, cellular component: nucleus; cytoplasm. Lineage: Eukaryota; Apicomplexa; Conoidasida; Eucoccidiorida; Eimeriidae. Gene Ontology annotation, molecular function: calcium-dependent protein serine/threonine kinase activity; ATP binding; calcium/calmodulin-dependent protein kinase activity. The coding region runs from base 1 to 456 and encodes 151 amino acids.